AUGCGCCCUAAUUUUGUUCGGCUCGUCGUCAGUCAGCUUCUUGUUCAGGUAGCCACCGGACUCAAGAACCCGAUUCUUCCAGGAUGGAACCCAGACCCCUCGAUUCUUCGGGUUGGUAGCAACUACUUUCUUACCACCUCUUCUUUGGAGUAUCGGCCAAGUACGCCAAUUUACACAUCCACGGAUCUCGGUAAUUGGACGUUGUACGCUCAUGCAAUCACGAGACCUAGCCAAGUGCAGUUGUACGGCGUCCCUACGGGGGCUGGUACAUGGGCCCCAACAUUGUCAUAUAUCAACGGACUGUAUUACCUGGCAUCCAUGACUCGAUGGACCUAUGACCCUGUUGCUCGUGUAUGGCCCCGCGUGAUCUGGUCCGUGUCCGAGGAUCUCAAGACGUGGAGCGAUCCGAUCUGGCCCGAUUGCUGGGGGAUUGAUCCAUCCUUGUUUCAAGACCCGGUCUCCAAGAAGGUCUACCUCAACCUGAUGGCGCCGAAUAACGACGUUGACAGAAUCUGGGGAUCUACCAGUGCGAGGUCGACCUCAGCACCGGGCGAUGUACGGGGCAGUGGUACUGAUGAUCUCCAUCGUGCGACAACAGCGCGUUCAUCGUCGCCUGAGGGUCCCUGGGAGUUGAACCCAAACAACCCAAUCCUGUUCAACGGUCAGUACGGUUAUGACAAUCUGACGGUGCAGUCCACCGGCCACGGUACCAUUUUCGAUACGCCGGACGGCUUGUCUUAUAUUGCGUACCUGGCACGUCGCAAGAUCAAUGGAUCCUCUCCAUUAGGCAGAGAGACUUUUUUAUCCCCAGUCACUUGGCAACCAGUGCUCCUAAGUGAGCCAAUUGGCAAUUUGACGGACACAUAUGAUGUGCAAGAAUCAUCGUCCAGGGAUUCCUUUGAUGAAGGCAUCCUCGACCCUUCUUGGUAUCAACUUCGCACUCCCUAUACUCGGAACUUUGAGCUCAAGAAGAGUAGCUCCGGGGGCCUCGUUCUCCGACCGAAUGUGUUUGGCCAUCGCGACACCCCAGCUGCUAUUUUACGCAAGCAGAGAUCCUUGAAUAUGACCUUCAGUGCACGACUGCUGCCAACAUCCUCUGGCCUCGGGUACGGUGAGAUUGUCGGAAUCAGCGCCUAUCUGAGUGAGCUGCAACACCAGGAUAUCGGUGUGUCCGGCUGUGUAAAGAGGACAGGAAUGUGUAUCUACACCAAGCUAACGAUGAAUGGCACGACCCAGUAUACCCAGGUGCCGCUAAAUUCGUCGACGAUCCCAUCCGACCUGACGAUUCACAUUCGAGCUGAGCCUCUGUGCUACCAUCUUGGGUACAGUAUGAGUACGAAUGGUCCGACAACAUGGUUGGCCGCAAUAUCGUCGUCGUGGAUGGCUUUCGCGCCCGAGAAUUACUUUGUAUUCGCCGGCGCCAGCUUCGCACUGUUUGAGGCCGGGACUGGAAUGCCCUCGCCGCCCCAUGCACCUGAUGUUGGCUUUGCGGAGGUCCAGGAAACGUAUUUUGAGGAGGAAAUCCCGGACUAG
Aspergillus aculeatus ATCC 16872 is the source of this 1533-nucleotide messenger RNA. Its product is annotated as beta-xylosidase. Gene Ontology annotation, molecular function: hydrolase activity, hydrolyzing O-glycosyl compounds. The record is from RefSeq and is a predicted model, not a curated record. Lineage: Eukaryota; Fungi; Ascomycota; Eurotiomycetes; Eurotiales; Aspergillaceae. Bases 1 to 1533 code for a protein of 510 amino acids. The transcript has 4 exons. Gene Ontology annotation, biological process: carbohydrate metabolic process.